Messenger RNA from Scaptodrosophila lebanonensis, 1040 nucleotides. RefSeq lists its product as uncharacterized. Bases 408 to 950 code for a protein of 180 amino acids. The transcript has 4 exons. NCBI's taxonomy places the organism in Eukaryota, Metazoa, Arthropoda, Insecta, Diptera, Drosophilidae. The record is from RefSeq and is a predicted model, not a curated record.
GCAUACAGAUACUUGUACAAAAUUAAGGUACUUAAAAAAUACUUUUGGCAUUCUCACCAAUUCAUACAAAUCACGCUUUUGGCCUGCUAGAAGAAGUUCCGUUGAUACACGACCACCAACAAUACAAGUAACAACAACAGCAAUAUGCAAAUACUCGUUAUAACACCGGCAGGCAAGACCAUUAAAAUGGAUGUGGUUGAUGAGCCCGACGUGCAACAGGAACUUCCGAAAACAAAGCUGACCUUGCCUAAUGCGGCUACCGUAACAGAAGUUGCCGAUGAUUGUCCAAGCACAUCCCGUAAUGCGCAGCAACUGCAUUUCGCCAAUCAGAAGUCAACCCAAAUGAGCAACUCCACGUGCACUGGCAGGUGUUGCCGUCAUAGCAACCACAGCACAAACUGACCCCAAUGCUGUGCAUUAUAUUUCAACUCAACUCAAAAAAUAAACUACAGAUGUUUCCGCUGUGCUGCUGUUGUUGUCGUCUCGAGCUGCAGCUCACCUGCAUAUACAUUGGACUCAUAGAAAUUGUCUUGGCAGUGACACGUUUGGCCACCUUUAUUCGCCCAGACGAAAACAUAAUUGUGUGGCGCGACUGUCCUAACUGUCAAAAUAUGACGAGUACGCUCGGACUUUUCCCCUUACCGAGCUACCUGCUGCCACGAACUUUUCUAUUUUGCCUGCAGUUACUAACCGGAGUGUUGUUGGUUGUGGGAGCAGGCCGGCAAAUACGUCACUUUAUACUGGUAUAUUUGGUGACGUCCGUAGUCACCACAUCGUUAUCUCUUUGCUUCAUAAUUUUCCUAUUGGUUGAGCCUACUCAGAAGAAGGUGCCCAUUUGGGUGUUGUACACACGCUGGCUUAUCCUGUAUGGACCAACGCCUUACUUUUGGUUGGUGGCGAUUUUUUACAUUUUGGAAAUGCUGGAGAUUGAACGAGCUGUCGGGUACUGAUGAAUCUUUUUCUGAGCGUUUCAAUUAAACAUUUAGUAAACGAAUGCGCAAACCUAAUAAAAUAUGCGCCGCACGCACGCUAAAAGCAAA